GCCGUCGCGAGGCGCGAUCAAGCUCAUUCUUCCUGCACGAAAAAUGAACAACGGCGACGACAGCACGACCGGCGCAGCGGCGACGACGCCGAGCUCGUGCUAUAUGGACAUCAACCUCCAUCUCGCAUGGUACUACUCGCCUGGCGCGCUGCGCGUCGAGGACAUCGAGCCCGUCGAGGUCUGCGGCACAUCGCUUAGCGCGUUCACCACCGCUGUCAAGCCCGUGACGAAUGUGACAUUCCACUUGGUCAACCCGGGCACGAGCUUGUCGUCCAUCUUCUUGCCGCGCUUCACCGCCAAGCUGCUCAAAGCCCCGAUCGCCAACGUCAUCUUUGAUGGCGUCUCGACCGGCUUCAAAGCUGCGUCCUUGGUGCAACCGACCACCAUGACCAUCAUGAACACGGCGACAUUUGGUCCGAUCUCGGUGAGCCUCUCGGCCUUUGAGUCGGUGCCUGCGCUCACCUUUCUAAAUGUGGACCCGCGGCUCUCGAUCAUCGACGGCGCGGGCCGGAACCUCUCGGCGCUCUCCAUCACGGCCGACUGCUCAACACGGCUCAACGUCAACAACGUCCCUACGACUCCGACCAACUGCUUGACGACGGCGCCGCCACCGACCCUGGCACCGACCAAAAAACCAACGGACAGCAACGACGCCAAGGCGCCGCAACCCAGUGCGUCGAUGGUGGUCCCGUCCGGCGCCUCGGACGCAGGCGCCUCCACGGGUCUCAUCGUGGGCUUGGUGCUCGCCGGCGUCGUCGUGCUCGGGCUAGUCCUGGUCUACUUUUGGCUCCGCCGCAAACGCACGCAGCAAGCGUCCAAGGAUCCCGAGUUUUCUUCGUAUUACAGCGAGCCGCCAGCGACCCCGGAAGCGCCCGCUCUCUCGGCUGUGGUCGUCGAGCCGCCGAGUAGUAGCGACAUUGAGGCGCCGCGCAAGCCGACGCUGUUGCUCAAGCUCAAGGCGCGGCCCGAGCUCGCGCCGUACUGGCUCGAGUCGCUUGAAGGCGUUGCGAUCACGCCGGUCUAUGGCCAGACGUUUACGUGCAAGCUCGGGUCCAGCACCGUGGCGCUCACGGGGCUAUCUUACGCCGACGCGACCCACGACGACCGCGCCAAGUUUGUUGCCGCCUUCCGCGAGAUCGCCGACCUCUCGUGCGACGCGAUCACGCGCGUGAUCGGCAUCUCGCUCACCAAGUUUCAGAUGCGACUGGCGAUCGCGACCGAGUACAUGGACGAGUUGAGCGUCCGCAGCGUGCUUCAGAAGCAGACCGUGGAGCUCCCGCGCAGCACACGACUUCAGAUGUGCGACGAUGUGACCCAAGGCGUGUGGUAUCUGCAGACGCAGACGCCGCGGGGGUACGCCGGCGUCGUCGACCCUCUCCGCGUCCUCGUCAACAGCGCGCACCGCUGCAAGCUCGACGCCGCGGCACUCAUGGCGCCCACGUACGUCUUCAAAAAGUACCCUGGCCCGUCGCUCGGCCUCGGCCUCGCACCGUACGCGGCUCCGGAGGUCCUGCGCCGCGACGCCAACCUUGAUCGCCGCGCCGCCGACAUGUACGCGCUCGGUGUGCUCUGCGCCGAGAUCCUCACGCGCACGCGGCCGUUCGACGCGCUGUACGCGGCCGAAGGCUUCCUCGGUGGCGACAUGCGCUUGCUCCGCGCCGCGACUGAUGGCACUAGCAUGCCGGCGCCGUUUGAGGUCGCGACGCUCGAGGCGCACACCUCGGUCGAAGGCGUCGCGCUCCUAAGACGGUGCUGGAACGUCCGCCCGUCGCAGCGCCCGAGCAUCGACGAGGUCGCCGAGUACUUUGCGCGAGACUUUGACGACAGCAGCGUGACGUUGUGAAGAAAAGAUUAUGAAGUGUUUAUUGCCAAGAGCCCA
Messenger RNA from Saprolegnia diclina VS20, 1879 nucleotides. Its product is annotated as serine/threonine protein kinase. The record is from RefSeq and is a predicted model, not a curated record. Lineage: Eukaryota; Oomycota; Saprolegniomycetes; Saprolegniales; Saprolegniaceae. Gene Ontology annotation, biological process: protein phosphorylation. Gene Ontology annotation, molecular function: ATP binding; protein kinase activity. The transcript is spliced from 6 exons. Bases 44 to 1843 code for a protein of 599 amino acids.